GCGUGCCGACCAUAUCAGUUCUCAAACACCCAACGACGUGGAGCUCUUCCAAACUCAAACCUGGGAUAUAUCCGGUUGGGUCAGGCAAAACCAGAGGAGGUGCCGAAGGGACACUUGGCUGUGUACGUGGAAGAAUCAAUUGGUGACAAGCGGCGGGAAGUGGUGCCUGUAAUAUACUUCAAUCACCCACUGUUUGGGGAGCUAUUGAAGGAUGCGGAGCGAGUAUACGGAUACAAUCAUUCGGGUGGAAUAAAGAUACCGUGUGGGUAUUCGAAGUUUGAGGAGCUGAAGAUCAGGAUUGCUGCAUGGGAUAGUAGCCACAACAGUAGCUGCAAGUGGCAAAAGCAGGUGACGUGGCAACAAUUACAAUUUUCCCCUGUAAUUUUAUUUACGGAAAUUCUGAUUCCACUAAUUUUUGUGUAUGCCAGAAUCAAAUUUAGCAAUUGCUUUUUUUCCUCUUUUACUUAAUACUUCUCGUCCUAUAUUCGCUAGG
Hevea brasiliensis (rubber tree) is the source of this 493-nucleotide messenger RNA. RefSeq names its product auxin-responsive protein SAUR36. The record is from RefSeq and is a predicted model, not a curated record. The transcript has a single exon. Lineage: Eukaryota; Viridiplantae; Streptophyta; Magnoliopsida; Malpighiales; Euphorbiaceae. Gene Ontology annotation, biological process: response to auxin. The annotation marks the transcript as partial.